AUGGUCAUCAACUCGGAUGGGGUUUCGACGCGCCUGUGGCCGGUGUCGCACGGUGACAUCCCCACUACAAUCAAAACAGCCAAGGCGACUACUGUCACAACAGUGACAGAGACAUGCAGCGAGGAUGACUUGAAGAAGAUACUUGCUUGGAAUAGCACAGAGUAUGCUUCCCCCGAUGAAUGCCUUCACUGGCAUUUUGAGAAGCAAGCUGCGCUCCAUCCUAACGCUCCGGCCAUUUUGUCCACAGACCGGUCCUUCACUUAUGGCGAGUUGGAGACCGCGACGGCCAGCCUAGCCGCAAAUUUAUCACAGAAAUGUGGUGUAGGACCUGAGGACAUUGUUCCCGUGUGCUUCCCUAAGUCCGCCUACGCCGUUGUUGCCAUGCUCGCUGUACUUCGAGCCGGGGGCGCCUAUACUGUUCUCGACCCAAAGUACCCUGACGGACGGUUGCAACAGAUACUUCGACAGGCCAAAGCUGCAACCAUUCUAACCACACCCGAGGAUGCUCAUCGUUUUGAGAAUCUCGUGGAGAAUGUGAUUCCUGUCGAUGAACGGGAACUUUUGAAACUGCACGGAAUGCCCUCUACUGGCCACAAUCAGGCUCAGCCAGGAAAUGCCUGCAUGGUAGUCUUCACCUCAGGUAGCACAGGAAUGCCUAAGGGAAUCGUCCUAGAACACAGAAAUAUGUGUGCUACGGCGUAUGAGCAUAGCCGAACCUUUGGAAUAUGCCAAGGACUGCGUGUAUUGCAGUUCGCCGCCUUCACCUUUGACAUGGCAAACUCGGACAUAUUCUGUACGCUGUUUCAUGGAGGCACUGUGUGUAUGCCAUCGGAGGAUGAGCGCAUGAAUGACCUUGCUGGGUUCAUUGAGCGCUUUCAGGUUCAGUCCGCCAAGAUAACUCCGUCCCUGGCUGGGAUGAUGAGCCCUGCGGACGUGCCAAGCCUUCACACUGUAAUUCUGGGCGGUGAAGUCGCUUCCAAAGAUUUACUGCGCCGGUGGUCAGAGCACUCGAGAACUAUAAUCAGUUACGGACCUGCGGAGUGCGCUGUUACGUCUGCUAGUUAUGAGUAUGUGGAGGGCACUGAUACUGGUGUACUCGGCAGAGGGUUCGGCACGCGACUGUGGAUUGUGGACCCGCACAACCACCAUGCCCUCAUGGCCAUCGGCCAGGAGGGAGAGUUACUGAUCGAAGGGCCAAAUGUUGGUCGAGGGUACCUGGAUAAACCAGAGCUGACAAGCGAGAGUUUCGUCAAUGCUCCUGAAUGGUGCAAUCCCCAAGACAGCAGCCAAGGCGAGCCACGGCGCUUCUAUAAAACGGGUGACUUGGUCCGAUACGAUACUGGCGGGGUCAUCCAUUUCAUUAGUCGCAAGGAUUCGCAGAUCAAGUUGAGGGGACAACGGCUCGAACUUGGGGAGGUGCAGCAUCAUCUUACAAUGGCCUUCCCCAAGCCCGCUGUCGUUGUGCCAGCUGUGAUUGCUCCACGUGCCCUUGGCACGACUAAGAGUCUCGCAGCUUUCAUCCAGAUGGGGCCUGAGAUCGGCACGGCCCCAUACAAUCAGGAAGAAGAAGAAGAAGACUUGAUAGCGCUUCACGUUCUAGCCACGGAAUCAUGGCAGUCUACUAUCAAAAACGCCCACGCCCAGCUUUCCGAGGCUUUACCUCCUCACAUGAUGCCAUCUCAAUACAUUCCACUCCUUCGCAUGCCGAAAAAUGCGUCGUGGAAAACCGAUGUCCGGCGUCUGCAGUGUCUGGCUGAUGCACUUCCACUUGAAGUGCUGAGCAUGCUGGGCCCUUCCUCCUCACUUUUCUGCUUGAGCACGGAGUCUGUCAAAACGACCAUGGAAGUCAAGCUUCAAGAACUAUGGUGUGAGGUUUUGGGACUUGAUUCCAGUCAGCUCGGCGUUGAAGCAAACUUCUUCCAAGUCGGGGGUAGCUCUCUCGAAGCCAUGAGGCUUGUUAGGCUCGCACGUAUGCAAGGUCUUGAAAUGACAGUCCAACACAUCUUCCAAAAUCCUCGACUGCGAGAACAGGCCGGCCUCCUCAAAAUCAGUUCCUCGCCUCAGACAGUCGAUGGGACUAUUCUUCCUCUAUCCCUGUUGAACCCUGGAACCGAUCACAAAGGCGCGCUUCAAUAUGCUGCCAAACUUACCAGUGUUGAACCAAAUCAGAUAGAGGAUAUAUUUCCAUGCUCACCGCUGCAAGAGGGCCUGCUUGCCAUGACCGCACAGCGAGCUGGGGACUACGUUGCCCGCAGCAUUUUCCGCCUUGACGCGAAUACGGAUCUGGAACGUUUCAGGAAAGCAUGCGAGGAAAUCGUGGCGAAGACACCAUCUCUCCGCACGCGAUUUGUCAGUCUACCUGAUCAAGGCCUUGUACAGGUCGUGAUUGAUGAACCUCUGCAAUGGGGUUCUGUGCUGAAUAUGGACUCGGCAUCUUCCAUCGACAGCCAAACUCCAAGCCAAAGCCUCGGAGGGCCAUUAUCUUUCUUUGCGCUUGCCAAGAGUUCUCUAGAUGCAGCAACGUACUUUGUAUGGACAAUUCAUCAUGCGCUCUACGAUGGCUGGUCAGCACCGCUUGUAUUGGACGCGAUUGAGGAUAUGUAUUCGAACGCGCGCUCUCCGUCUUUCCCUCCUUUCCAAGGUUUCAUCAAACACAUUUUGAAGCAAGACAUAAAAGCGGCCGAAAAAUUCUGGCAGAAUCAUUUUGAUGGCCAAGACGGUGCCGUGGCCUUUCCGACACUACCAGAUCCGUCGAGGGUGCCUCUUGCCGAUAGUAUUGCUGAACGUCAUAUACAUCUCUCCUGGCCCAAGAGUGACUCUACAGCCGCCACUGCUGUCCGCACAGCAUGGUCAAUUCUCCAGUCUCAGCUAUCUGGAUCUAGAGAUAUUGUGUUUGGUGCCACCUUGACAGGGAGGCAAGCUGACGUCCAAGGAGUGGAGCGCAUGGCAGCACCCACCAUUGCCACUGUACCCGUUCGUGUGAUGUUGCAGAACGGCGAAACCGUCCAAGAAAUAAUGCAAAAGGUCCAGCAACAGAUGGUGGACAUGUUUCACGUAGAGCAGUUCGGUGUACAGAACAUCAGACGUGUAUCGAGUGCUGCACGCGAUGCCUGCCAUGCGCAGACGCUGCUGUUGAUACAACCUGCGGGCCAAAAUCUGUCAUUGCGCAAACAGGGGUUGCUCUCUCACGUUUCUGGCUUUGUCCAUGAAACUAAGUCGUACGCCCUGACGCUCUACUGCUAUCUUGAGGCCGACGGGGUCCACAUUCACGCCGUGUUUGACUCAGCAGUGCUGAGGAAAGACCGUGUAGCCAGAAUAUUGGGACAGUUCGAGCACAUGUUGCUCCAGCUCUGCGACGCUACCAACCUUACGGCAAAGGUCAGUGAUCUUGAGGUGGCAUCCGCUCAGGACAUGACAGAUAUUUGGCGCUGGAAUGGCCAGGUGCCGCAGACUCUAGACACUUGUGUGCACGAUAUGAUCAUUGCCAGGGCUCGUAGCCAACCUGAGGCAUUGGCUGUUCAUGCUUGGGAUGGAGACUUGACUCAUGCACAGUUGGACACCAUGUCAUCGACCUUGGCACGUCACCUCAUCCAACUUGGCGUCGUUCCGAACAUGAUUGUGCCUCUAUGCUUUGAGAAAUCCGUGUGGACUCCUGUGGCAGUAAUGGCUGUCAUGAAGGCUGGCGGAUGCUCAGUUUUGCUGGAUGGUGGACAGCCCGAGCAGCGGUUGAAGACUAUCGUCCAGCAAGUGGCCCCGCGUGUCAUGGUCGCAUCCUCUCUUCGGAGGGAAGAGCCAUCUCGUCUCUGUGACUCUGAGGACUUGAAGAUUGUUGUACUGGACCGCCAGGGACUCGCAGAGUUGGAUUCGACCAAUUUCGCUGCCCCUUUGCCGAAGGUUCCGUCUUCGAGUCUCCUGUACCUUGUUUUCACCUCAGGUAGCACAGGUCUUCCCAAAGGUGCCCAAGUCACUCAUUCUAACUAUGCAAGUGCCUUGCACUACCAAAGCACUUUCUUCGGCUACCAGAAGACGUCGCGGGUCUAUGACUUCGCAUCAUACUCCUUCGAUGGUGCAUGGUUCAAUAUGCUGCAUACUCUGGAGGCCGGCGGGUGUAUCUGCAUCCCAUCUGACGAGGACCGAAAGAACGACUUGGCUGCCUCGAUCAACCACAUGGGUGCCAAUAUGUUGAACCUCAACGCCACGACUCAUCGCCUUCUCAAUCCGGCCUCGCUGCCCGCGGUGACGAACUUGAUUUCGCUCGGUGAACCCAUUCGGAAGGAGGACGUUGAGAUAUGGACACCGGGAGUCAUAAAGCAGGCGUAUGGCCCGGCGGAGUGUACACCCAUCUCAACGGCUCUGCGUGGGGAGUCAGGCGACCAACCCAAUGUCGGCAUCGGCUGCGGCCUUGGCGCCCUUACCUGGGUCGUGGAUCCGGAAACAAAUCGCCUUAUGCCACCAGGUGUUACCGGAGAGCUCUGGCUUGAAGGUCCCGUUGUUGGUGCUGGGUAUUUGAACGAAAAGGAGAAGACGGCAGCAGCUUUCGUUCAUGACCCGCCGUGGCUGCUCAGGGGCGGCGGUGGUGUUGCAGGACGUCACGGUCGCUUGUAUAGAACAGGAGAUCUUGUUCGGCAGCUUGACGAUGGUGCUCUAGUUUUUGUUGGGCGCAAGGAUACUCAGGUCAAAAUUAGAGGCCAGCGAGUUGAACUGGAAGACAUUGAGCACCACCUUCAUCGCGUCAUGGUGGGCCAGCACGAGAAUGUUACUUUGGUCGCUGAAGUCAUUCGACCAGAAAAUCAAGAUCCGACACUUGUCGCAUUUGUUUCUUUCUCCUCUCCAGGCAAAGUGCCUUUGGACGAUAUCCUGGCCUCUCUGGUAGUCGGGACACCCGCCAAGGAGCUGGCCACCGUACUGCCUGCCCAUCUUGUUCCCACGGCAUACAUACCGCUUCAGAAAAUCCCGCUCACAAUGACUGGCAAGACAGAUCGAAAGCGUCUCCGAGAAAUGGGAGUUGCGAUGACACGCGAUCAGCUAGUUGCACUGCAUGAGGCCCACUCCGGAAUCUCGGCGCGGGAGCCUUCGACCCCUGAGGAGCUGCGGCUGCGCGAGCUCUGGUCGCGGGUGCUUAACCAAGUGGAAAUCUCCAAGAUCGGUGCAGACAGCAACUUCUUCGUGAUUGGAGGCGAUUCUAUUCAAGCUAUGCGUAUGGUUGCCCUGGCGCACGAAUACGACAUGAUUCUGACUGUGUCCGACAUUUUCCGGGCCCCGCGCCUUUGCGACAUGGCAACGAAGGUCAAGCCACAGAAGGGGACGAAGUCCAUGUACCGCGAACCCCAGCCAUUCACCCUACUGUCUGAUGAUGAUCUGGAGGGUCAAUCGCUUGGAGAUUUCCUAGAGCACACAAUUGCACCAGCUUUGGAGUUCUCACUGGAAAAUAUCCAAGACGUCAUGCCGACGACAGCUACUCAAGCCCUUUGUGCUGAUGCUGCUAUGCGUGACCCAGCUCAGGGAUGCUUCAUGGUCCAUGUCGAUGUCCCUGAGCAUGUGUCCUUGAAAACAUUAGAGGAGUGUUGCCAAACGGUCUGGAACCAUCUCAGUAUUCUCGCUGCAGUGUUCGUAACACCGAAGGAAAGAAUGUUGCAGGUGAUCCCUCGAAACUCAGCCGCCCCGAUUGAGAGACAUCAGGUUCCAUCCUCUCAAGAUAUGGAAGGAUUCAUGACGACAAUAUUCAAUGCCGCCCUCCAGCCAGCCAUGGCACCCGGGUCUCUCUAUACCCGUUUCUACCUGCUGCACGGGCAGGGGCAUUCUACGCGCUGGGGCCUUCGAUUGUCACACGCACACUUUGAUCGUACCAGUCUCACGCCUAUUCUGGACUGCUUCGCCGCAAGCCUUCAGGGCAAGGUGUUGCCACCUAUGGCCCGCUUUUCUGGGUUUAUCCAGUGCGUAAGGGAUACUGAGAGUGAAAUGUUGGCUCACUGGCAGGAAGUUUUGCAAGACUCAAAGCCUCUUGCUCUCCCGUCCACGGGUCGAGCGAGUGACAUUGUGUCCAUCAAAAAGGCCAUCAAGGCUCCGCCUGCAGCAGAUGGUUUCACGUCUGCCAAUAUGUAUGUUGCGGCAUGUGUACAAGCCUUGGCCAAGUUGAGGAACACGCACGACAUUGUGACCACCAUGACUGUUUCAGGACGCUCCAUGCUUCCUCCGGUCCUCGCCAACGUGGUUGGACCUACUGUUAACCAAGUGCCCCUUCGUGUGCGUCUCGACGCCAAUCGAAGCUUUGCACACACUUUGGAAGCCACACGAGAUGCUCAACUGGAUGUGCUUCGCUUUGAAACGAGCACCACUUCAUCAGUGCUAGCGUCCUGUGUGCCUGAGUUCACGUGGCCACCUGAAGAGCGCCGUUCUACAUUUAUUGUUCAAUUCCAGAACCCGGAGCCAUUUACAGUCGAUCUGAUGGGCAACGGGGAAUGUUGCCAGGAAUUGGGUUGGUUUGGGCCUGACAAAGUUUGGGAGCACUCUGAGGAAGUUUGGCUUAUUGCUAGACCAGAUCCCGAGAAUGGGUUCUGGAACCUAUGGUAUAGUGCCAAUACGGUGAAUUUCAGCUUAGAAGGACUGGAGGAAUUCAUUGGGGAGCUGGAGGCUGUCGUAGAGAGCAUAAGAGAGAAGGUGGAAGCCUACGUCGAGAAUGGAUAG
Molecule: messenger RNA, 6684 nt
Organism: Neoarthrinium moseri
Lineage: Eukaryota; Fungi; Ascomycota; Sordariomycetes; Amphisphaeriales; Apiosporaceae
Exons: 1
Coding region: 1-6684 (2227 amino acids)
Biological process (GO): secondary metabolite biosynthetic process; amino acid activation for nonribosomal peptide biosynthetic process
Cellular component (GO): cytoplasm
Molecular function (GO): phosphopantetheine binding; catalytic activity
Source: RefSeq, a predicted model, not a curated record